UUGUGACAUUUAUUGCGUUUCAAAACAAAAACACAAUUCAUUCAAACAAUCACUUCAUUUGAUCCCAAGAUAUGACACAACAGAUGAAACAUUUGAAGACAACACUCGAGACCACAGAUGACGGCGAAAAUGAUGACCAAAAAAGACAACAGCCAAACAUUUACGCGAAGAACUCAAUGGACAGAUUCGGUGAUGAUUUGUGUGCACUUCUCGUGUCUUAUCUCUCAUUCGAAGAUCGGUUUCUCUACGAAUGUGUGUCCAAACAGUUCCAGAGGACAGUCUUCGAGAGUGUUGUGGACAUCACUCUUAGCGACCGAUUUAUACAGCGAUUACUUAAAGAGAAAAGAAGUGAUAUUCAAAUGUUGGCCACAAUUGCCAUAAAGUGUGCAAACAUUGAGUGCAUUGACUGCCGAGGAAUAAGCGCUGAAUAUGAAGAACACAUUCCCGAAGUGUUGAACACAUUUCGAGACAAUUGCCGGCAUUUAAGGGAAAUAUAUUUGACGUCAAAAAGUGCGCAAACAAUGCCAUCGUUGGGACCACUGGUCACACGAAUCGGUGGUAUUAACUGCUAUACAGACAGUGAAGCUCUCACUCAUUGCCACCGAUUGUCACACUUGAGAACCCAAUCAUUUCAUGCAUUGAAUACACUGUUUGGCCAUAAUUUGCAUACAUUUGAGUUGAGAUCGCAUUUGGGGUCUUUGAACGACCGCUGGUCUGCAUUUGUGGCACACAAUCAGUCGCUCAAGUGUUUGGUUUUUUGGCGAUUUUAUUUUGGAAAUACUAUAUCUUUGACCGAAAUGUGCGGACAAUUGUCACGAUUAACACAAUUACGGGAAUUGACACUCGGGUUAGAUUUUGACGAACUGGACGGCCAGAAGUCCGCAGCUGUGAACCAGUGUUUGCGUACAAUUGGCGUGAAUUGCAAACAAUUGAAACGAUUGUCACUCCAACUGAUCUCAGUGGACACCGAACCCGUAUUCCCGAUAUCAUUGGAUUCGUUGAGAGUUUAUCGCCAAUUAAAACGAUUACAUUUAACAGCGUAUGCGACCGUCGAUGACCUGCUGUUGGAUCCGUUGAGACACUGCAAGAGAUUAACGGAUUUAGUGCUGUGUUUAUGUCAAUCAGUGCCUCCAGAGUCUGGCCGUAAAUGUUUGUCUCUUUACGCCGAGUCUUUGGCCCAAAUUUGCGGACAUUUGUCACAAUUACCACUAUUACGGGAACUGACACUCGGACUGGUGUUUGGUUCGCCGGACGGACUCAACUGUUCGGUGAUUAACCACUCUUUGCGGUCAAUUGGUGUGAAUUGCAAACAAUUAUACCGUUUGUCACUUGAGUUAAUGAUUUUUGAUGCCAUCGACCCGACACUCGAGACAUCAUUGGAUUCGUUGAGAUGUUAUUCACGGUUAAGACGAUUGCGUUUAGCUAUAGAUGUGGCCAUCGAUGACCGGCUGUUGGAUCCGUUGAGACACUGCAAGAGAUUAACGCAUUUAGAGCUCUGUUUACGGAAAAUGACAGCAAAUGUGUUGAAAUAUAUGCAUAUAAAUUGUCCGCGACUUCAAUACCUAUUCAUUCGUGACUUCUAUAGCAUUAUAGACACCGAGUGUUUGUCUCACAUCUCAAGACUACCGGCGCUGCAAAUGCUUGUCAUUGACGGCAAAAACUGUUGCGACGACUCCGAAGACUCUGAAGGCUGUGGCGAAGAAUCUAAUGAUCUCUCGGAUAAUGAAUUGAAUGCUGUGUUGUCUUCGAGUCCUAAACUCAAGACAAUUGAAAUCCGUGUCAACAAUGAGAAGAAGUUUUAUUCAAAGUAA
Molecule: messenger RNA, 1811 nt
Organism: Medioppia subpectinata
Lineage: Eukaryota; Metazoa; Arthropoda; Arachnida; Sarcoptiformes; Oppiidae
Source: the annotation of a GenBank genome assembly